AUGUUCCCAUCACACUGUUUUAUACUGAAAAAAGUGGACUUUGCACAGAAGUACCUACCCUUCAAAUACUUGGGAGCCACUCACCGAGAAGAUCAGUGCAAUCAAUCAUCCAACCAGAUAACGCAGGUUGUUAUCAUUCCUGAAAAAAUGUUGAAAAGGAGAAGUGACAAUGCAGAAGGUCUCAUGCAAAUCGACAAAGACGGAAUGGAUGGGAAAAUUAAAAAGGUAAUCCAUCCUGGGUACUUAUACUGUAAUGGAUCCUAG
Molecule: messenger RNA, 264 nt
Organism: Caenorhabditis remanei
Lineage: Eukaryota; Metazoa; Nematoda; Chromadorea; Rhabditida; Rhabditidae
Exons: 6
Coding region: 1-264 (87 amino acids)
Source: RefSeq, a predicted model, not a curated record